Messenger RNA from Trichobilharzia regenti, 915 nucleotides. NCBI's taxonomy places the organism in Eukaryota, Metazoa, Platyhelminthes, Trematoda, Strigeidida, Schistosomatidae. The record is from the annotation of a GenBank genome assembly.
AUGAGUUUCGCGUUGCAUCGUGUUACGUUUUUGCUAAGACGCAAGUUUCAGCUGUAUCCUUGUUCAAAAUGGUUUUCAAUUAUUGGAACUAAAUCUCUAACAAACACAUUUUGCAGUGACCAUGAUUUAGCGAAGAUUGUUUCUAAUGAUCUAGUUCUGAAAGAGAAUUUCAUAACAGAAGAGGAAGAAUCAAACUUGAUAGCUGAACUAGAUUCUGUGCUUCUCAGGAGAAAAUAUCAGACAGAACACUGGGAUUAUGCAAUCAAAGAUUUUCGUGAGUUGGAGCGUCGAAAUUGGAAACCCGUUAAUCAACCUGUUAUUCGUCGUUUAAAGACGCUGACUGUCGACAGUCUUUCAAACAAUAAAACAAAUAUAACUGACAGUAUUGAUCAGUUAGUUCUUCCACUAGUUCAUGUUUUAGACCUAGCUGAAAGUGGAGAGAUAAUGCCACAUGUGGAUAGUGUUAAAUUCUGUGGUGAUUCAGUAACUGUUCUGAGUUUACUCUCUGAUUGUAUAUUACGAUUGGCUAUCGCCCCUCAAAGUGAUGUUGUCGGUAUUCCAGAGAAUCAGUGGGAUUAUUUACACUCGUUAACUCUUCCAUCAAUCGGUACCUGGAUAGAUGUUUUCAUUCCCAGACGAUCGGUUUAUGUGAUGCGUCGAGCACUACGUUACCUCUGUACGCAUGCCAUCUUGUCGAAUGGAGAGGUGGGACGUAUGCAUCAGCAGCAUGAAUCAGUUGGCUUGUAUAGCUCAUCACCACGUGGACGACGUGUAUCUGUUAUCUGUCGGACACAUGCAAACGAUGGUCUGAUCCCUUUCUAUAAUAAUAAUAAUGAUAAUAAUAGCAAUACUACUAUUAAUAAUAAUCCCGUUGGCGUUGAUGAACAGUCGUCUCUAAAGAAUAUUAACUUUUAA